AUGAUUUCUUGCAUUCACAGCGCAGGGGAGCUCAAGUCGAUAUCAGACCCUAACAUUCCCGUUGGUGAGAGGCGCUCCCCUCAAGUCGGAUGGGGAAGUUCUUCCAAUCGUCAGCUUUCUCUCAGAAUCCGUCGCUCGCGGUCAGUCGCCGCUGGUAUCCGGUGUAAUUUGGAGAGGAGUGAUGAAGAAAUCGAUGCCUCCCGCCGGGGGAUGUCGGGAAGUCGGCGGGAGGUGCUCCUCGUCCCGGCACUCGCAGUCGGGGUUAACUGUUUUUUCUCAAUGGUCGCUGCGAAGGCUGAAGAGAAACCUCCAGUCUCCGAGGCCAGCAGCAGUGCCUUACAAGAAGAGAAAACGGAAAAAAAGGAAGAGAAGGAGAAAGCGGAGGCUGAAAUGGCUUAUCGGGUUUAUGAUGCCACGACGAUUGGGGAGCCGCAGGCCCUUGGUAAGGACAAAAGUAAGGUCUGGGAGAAGCUGAUGGGAGCGCGGAUCGUCUAUCUGGGUGAGGCAGAGCAGGUUCCCGAAAAAGACGACAGGAUUCUGGAACUCGAGAUAGUGAAAAAUCUCCGGAAUCGCUGUUUUGAGCAUCAGAGGCCCAUUUCCGUGGCUCUGGAGGCCUUUCCUUCUAAUCUACAAGAACGUCUCGAUCUCUUCAUGGAGAAAAGGUCUGCACACUUCCAUAAUGUUCGGGAAUUCCGUUCUGCCUUUGUUGACUAAUGUUGUUCCUUCAUUAUGCUCUCAAUUGUUAAUAGCACAUGCUAAAAUUUUGAGAUGUUAAUGACAGAAUUGACGGUGAGGCCUUAAGGUCGUAUACUUCUCACUGGCCUCCCCAGCAAUGGCAGGAGUAUGCACCUCUUCUUAAUUACUGUCGUGACAAUGGAAUCAGGCUCGUGGCUUGUGGUACUCCUCUGGAGGUAAAUUCCGGAGAAGUUUUUGCGGGCUUCUGUUGAUUUCAUACAUAAGUGUCGAAUUGCAAGGAGAGUUUUACUUUGGCCGGAUUUAUUAGAUACUUGAUAUAAGGAUUUUCUGGAUUUUAUCUUUCUUGAAUUUGCACAAGCUUCCGCUUAUAUUUUUGUCCUUGAAUAUCAGGCAAGCUUUUCUUGGCGUUCUUGAACCAAAAAUCUGUUGUCAAAUUUGAACAUCAUUGUCUGGUUUUGCAAAAAAAAAAAAAAAAAAAAAAAAAAAAAGGGUUCACCAGAGAUAUUAUGGCUGGAGGUACCAUAUUUUAGUGGAUAUCCUUACAUCAAAGGUCUUUUUACAAUAUUUGAAUCCAGCUAAGAUACUAAAGUGCACAUAUAAUAAUAGUUUCUCUUUGCGGGAGUUUCACCAUUCAUAAUUACUCUGAGUCUUACUUUUUCAUUUUGGGAUUGGCUGGAUUCACUUAUUAUUUCAUGUCAGACCUCUAUAACGUGGGCCCAAGCUACAGCUGCUUAAUUACCAUUGUGGGAUCCUAUAGAAUGGGAUCGUGUCUCGUUCUCAUAGGUAAAAGUAGAGUAGAAGUCCAUGAGCCCCCUGGAUGAUUGACAAUCGUCUCCUUGGUUGUACACUAUGGACUGAUGAACCAAGGAGCAACCUUCAAAAGUACGUUUAGAUGUAAGGAGUCUGAAGAAUGAAGGAAGAGACAUGUUUACCUCAUAGAUUUACGAUCUGUAGGAUAACAAUCUGCCGAAGAAGGAACUUUUGUAUGGUCUCCACCUUUUGAUACACAUUUUAGCAUUAAAUGAUUUUUUUUUCUGUUGACAAUCAUUGCGGUCCAACUACCUGAAAACAUGUUAUUUUGUGCUCUUAAUUUUUUUCCACAGUUUUCUUUCAUGUUAUUGUCGCAGAUCUUUCAUGGCUUAUCGUAUCAGCUACUCCUUUUUUAAUGUUAUCUAGUACGUGUAAACUUUGUUUUAAUUUCAGUCUUUUCCUUGUCAAAUAGGUUUUGAGAACUGUUCAAGCUGAAGGAAUUCGAGGACUGUCCAAGUCACAGCGUAAAUUAUAUGCUCCUCCAGCUGGUUCGGGCUUCAUUUCUGGAUUUUCUUCUACCUCUGGAAGAUCAUCAAUGGAUGUGAUUUCAUCAAAUCAGUUUGUUCCCUUUGAUCCGUGUUCCUACCUUUCUGCUCAGUCGAAAGUUGUUGAUGAUUACUCGAUGUCCCAGAUCAUCUUGCAAUCUGUGACAGAUGGAGACUCUCAGGGUAUGCUUGUAGUUAUAACUGGUGCUAGCCAUGUGAUUUAUGGAUCAAGGGGAAUCGGUAUCCCUGCUAGAAUUUCAAAGAAAAUACAGAAGAAAAACCAGGCUGUCAUUCUACUCCAUCCUGAAAGGCAGUACAUUCGUAGGGAAGGAGAAGUUCCUGUUGCUGAUUUCUUGUGGUACUCUCCAGCUAAGACUUGCACUAGAAAUUGCUUUGAUCGUGCUGAAAUUGCUAGGAUAAUGAAUGCAGCUGGCCGGCGGAGAGAUGCUUUGCCACAGGUGGUUUCCUUUCUAAAUCAUCCCCUUCUCCCUUCUGUGAUCUUAAUCAAAUGUCUACGUAGCACUGAGGUAGAGGGUAUCCCAUUUGAAAUCACAAGUUUAAUGUGAUAUAUAUGAUUUUAUUUUUUUAAUGUUUAGCGGAGACCACAGAAGAGUCACUUAUCCUGCUGAAUUUAGUAGCGUUAUCCUGCAUAUCUACUACCAUAUAUUCAAAAGUUUUUUACUACUUGCCCUCUCGUUAAUUGAUUUACUUUUGAGAUUCUACCAUGUGAUUUAUAAAGAUACACUCAUAUUGGUAUUGCUAGUGUUACAUUACAAGUUGAUAACUAGCAAAAAGUUUUGGAUGCAUUUAGGUCAAAUAUGGCAUUUAUCUGCUUUCAUAUGUAGUUCUCUUUUUCUUGCAACAUUAUAGAAAUCACGUCAUUAGUUCUCAAUGGAUAAUCCCAUUUCUUAUGUCUUUCAGGACCUUCAAAAGGGACUUGAUCUUGGAUUAGUAUCCCCAGAAAUACUGCAAAACUUUUUUGAUCUUGAACAAUAUCCUGUAAUUGCAGAACUUAUUCACCGUUUCCAGGUACAUACAUAUUUACAAAAAAUUCCUGUUUCCUUAAGGAAACCGACAGCUGCUCUCUUUAUAAUCAUUUAUUAUUUCUAUGAGCUUGGAAUUAAUGAUAUAUCAUCUUGAUAGGGUUUUCGGGAAAGAUUGCUGGUGGAUCCUAAAUUUCUUAACAGGUUAGCAAUAGAAGAAGCAAUAUCGAUAACUACAACUCUGCUGGCACAGUAUGAAAGGCGCAAGGGUCGUUUCUUUGAAGAGAUUGACUAUGUACUGACUGAUACCAUCAGAGGCUCGGUUGUUGACUUUUUUACUGUUUGGCUUCCUGCGCCAACUAUAUCUUUCCUUUCUUAUGCGGAUGGCAACUCUUUACCAGAGAAUUUGGGAGUACUAAAGAAUCUCCUUGGGUCUAUACCAGACAAUGCCUUCCAAAAGGCCCCAACUGGGGUGAACUGGAAUCUGAAUGAGAGAUUUGCAUCAGUGAUCUUUGGUGGACUGAAGCUCUCUGGAGUGGGUUUCAUUUCCAGCAUUGGAGCAGGGGCUAUUUCAAGUGCUCUCUAUAUCGUCCGUAAAUCUUUGAAUCCCUCAUUGGCUGAGAACAGAAUGAAGAAAAAGGCUUCCGUACUAAAAUCAGCACUUGUUUACGGAUCCUUUCUUGGAACAUCAGCGAAUCUGCGAUAUCAGGUACAAAAACUGCCGUAUUGCGUAAAUUCACGUAGUCGUAUACUUCAUAAUAAAAAAAAUUCUGUCAACCCAAUACACGACGCUCGAGUUUUAUUUUGUUAUUAUUGUCACUUACGUGCACGCUUGAGCUCCCUGAUAGGGCUGGAGUAAAUAAAUAGUAAGCUCGUAGUUUAGACUAAUUGAUCAGGGGGCAUCUUUUUUUAAUGAAUUGGCUUGAUUUUAAAUGCUAGGUUGGCCCAUACCUGUACUUUGCUCAUAGGUAAUGAUUUUCGGUACUAACUUUUGAUUCAUACUUUCUGCAGAUAAUUGCUGGAUUAGUGGAACACCGGCUAUCUGACUACCUGCUGUCAAAUUAUAAUGAACCACUCCUCGUGAAUUUGUUGUCUUUUGUUGUUCGUACCAUCAAUUCGUACUGGGGAACUCAGGUUUGGCUUCUUUUCACCUGUAUCUUUUUUUUCAUUCUUAAUUUUCCGUGCAUUGUUUUUCCCUCGUCAUGUCUGCAGUCACAAUGGUGAACAUAUUCAAGAUGUUUAUGAAAAAUUGCGUUUUAAUUUGAGAUAAAAACAUUUUCUGUGAACCCCACGGCCCGAAACAUGACGUGCUGUUGAUCUGUGAUCGAAUGAGGGAGAUCGUAUCUACUUUCAUUCAUUGCUUAAGAUAUUCCUUCUUAAAGUGUAGACUUUUCCGGGUUAUGCUUCUUCCUGUUGUUUUCGUUGGAUUUUAGCUAAAGCCGAUAUUUUUAAUUAAAGGGAAAAGGAAAUGUGGUCAUGUUUUGAGCCCAUGUUUUUGUUUUAUGGGACAUUAUUGUUGAGAGAAAGUAGCAUACUUUUCUAAGGUUUUCAAAUCUGUUUCCUUCAAAAAAUGAGGUGGACCCUCUUGGGUUUUAGCAGUGGAUACUAUUUAACCGCAGUCGUGCAUGCCAAUAGACAAUUCAUGAGAUGUGUUAGGGAUUUAACCAAGGGCUUUCAUAUUCAUACCCUAAUCGUGUAAUAUCUGAAAUAAUGGGUAAUUACUGUGAUCCUGCCUCUUCAUGAUAUUUUACCCUGGUGGUGGUUUAGUAUUUCAUCAUUUCGGCUAGUAUUGGUCUCUUCGAAAAUAUAAGUCCCACCUCCCAGCCCACAUGUAAUAAAAGUUUAUUAGGAACCAUUGCCGACUUCUUAAAACCGGGCUUUCAUAUUCAUUUCUUAUUUCUUAACGCUUUCUUAGGUAGCAUUGCCAGGCCGUUGGAUAUUCAACUUAACAUGGCAGGACAGUUUUAUCUUUUCCCAAACAAGAGUACAUUUAUUACUUGAUAGCAUAUUAUUUACAUCUUAUAAUAAUAUUGUCAGACCCGAUUUUAAUAUCGGAUGAUGAGCAUCCAGAGGAGACGAUAAAUGUUAUUAACAUGGAUGAUAAACCUGAACAUGUGGAGGCCGAUUAUUUUGAUAUUUUGCAUUUUCAGUUGAGUAGUGCUUUUCUAUAUUUCCUCACGUUGCUGACUUUUUCUCGCUAAAAAUGUUUGCAGCAAUGGAUAGAUCUUGCCCGACUUACAGGACUUCAACCACGUAAGGAGGCCAUUGAAUCUGCUGCGGUGCCGUCACUUCAGGAUGGAAUGACGUCUCGAGGUUCAGACGCUCUUGAGCCCCCCUCUCUCAUGGAAUGUAGUUCUACCAGCGCAACCAGCAUAGAGGAAAGAAGCAAUCAAUCCAGCGACAGCCCUUAG
This is a messenger RNA of Spirodela intermedia, 5385 nucleotides long. The record is from the annotation of a GenBank genome assembly. Lineage: Eukaryota; Viridiplantae; Streptophyta; Magnoliopsida; Alismatales; Araceae.